Messenger RNA from Lactuca saligna, 3817 nucleotides. The record is from the annotation of a GenBank genome assembly. NCBI's taxonomy places the organism in Eukaryota, Viridiplantae, Streptophyta, Magnoliopsida, Asterales, Asteraceae.
AUUAAACUUAUGUUUAUAAGCUUUUAAUAUUAAAAAUGUCUUAAAAAUAAGAUGUAUUUUCUUUUCUUUUUGGCCAGGGUCAUGGCAGAUUAUACCUACUAGCUUUUCCGGAUCAGAUUUUCUACGCUACAAUUUCACUUGAAAAUAUUAUUUUUAAUACUUUAAUUAAAACGAAGACGUUAAAAAGGUUAGUCUGGUCUUUAGUAAAAUGUAACAAAAAUCAAUUCGUUCUCUUCUCCUUCAACCGUUGGCUGUGUAGAAGCCGUCUCUCUUUCUCUCUCCCGCUUUUCGAAUUCCUGAAAUUGACUGAUUCAAUAUUCAAAAUUUAACGGCUGCGUCGCCGGAAUAUUCAUCCCUCUCAGCGAUCUCCGGUCAUCCAGCUUAAUUGAUCGCCGGUUAGAUUAUUGUUCACUCUAUCCAGUUUUUAAUUUGUGUGCAUCCGGUGAAAAAUUCAAAUUACGUUUAGUAUCGUUCAAAAUCGUGGCCAUAAUUACUAAUUCACUGUCAACUUUCAGUUUCGAGGUGAAAUUUAAUGUCAUUAAUGGUGACAUAAGAGUUAGAAGUUUAAUCAGUUUUUAUUUAAUAUUUAUUUCCAUUUCUACGGUAUCCGAGAGCAUCGAGAUGAAAAAGAAUAGAAUCAAUCUCUAUGCAGAUCUGGUUUUAGUUAUUAGAAAAAUAUUUGAUGUAGAAUGAUAUAUAUUUUAUUGAUAUCUCUUACUUCGACACUGUUCCUGAAAUUUCAGACAGAUAUCUGCGGAAUCCAGCCACUACAUCUUGUAUGGUUCCUGUAAUUUUUACUGAUAUAUUAUAGAAAAUAGGGAUUUUUGUGAUUUAUAUGAGGUUUCUUCCUAGGUUCUUACAAGUAUCAAAUUGAUAUAAAUAUAUUGAUCUUUUGAGGAAAAUCAAUAUAACUAUGAUACAAAAACAUUUGGUGCUAGAAUUGCAGAAAGAAUUUGAUUAUUAUGUUUGGACUUUAUCUGACUCUUGAUAGAGAUCAAAAAAGUAGAAAGUGUAUAUCAUAUAUGUAGCUUCUGAGUUUUGAAUAUCUAUAAUAUAGUUCAAAGAUGUUCAUUGUGUUUCAUUAUGUAAUAAUGAGAUCUUAACCUAAGUAUAUUUUAGCCUUUUAGUUAAUUAGAUUAAGUUUUUUGUAUUUUGUUAUAUUGAUAAAUCUAUGUUUUGUGUCUGUGUGAACGGAUACAGUGAAUUAAUCUAACAAGGAGGGACAAUGAUCCUGUUUGGCACAUGGUCCUCCAUGGAUGCUUCCAUAAUCCCAUCAUUACAUGCUUAUUAUUGACCAUAAUCAAAUAUUUACAGUUAACCUUUGACUGUAAAUUUAAAAAGUAGGCUUCUAAAGUUAAAAAUUCAAAAUGUUGAUUGUAUUAAAUAAUCUUUACUCAGAUGUAGACAAACAAAGAAUAAAUAUAAAUAUAAAGUAUAAAACAAUCUGGUGGGAUUGUAUUUUUGUUCAUCAAUGUUUUCAAGAUUAUAUUGUGUGAAUUUCCGCCAUUACUCUGCAACUCCUUUUCCUUUCAGUCCUGUCGACCAUGGCAAAUCCGUGAAAGAGACAACAGGUGGCAGUUUUUGUGUUUUUUAGCAGGAUUCUUCUUAUAAUCUUAUCCUACGCACCCCUCCAUAUCUUCUCUUGUACCUAUCGCCUUCCCUUUCUUCCUACUGUUUCCUGUAUUUGAGUUAAAUGGGUUGCAUUCCUCCAAUCAAACAAACGCACUUUUCCCUUUUUUUUAUGAGCUGUAACUGUAAGUUGAAAGGAUAGCACAUAAGAAGAAGAAGAAAGCAAAUUCCUUCGUCUUUUCAAGAAAUUCGUGGAUUAUUUUUGGCAAAUGUGUUGCUCGUGUGAUAGAAGACAUCAAUGUGGUUGAAUUCGAAUAGAGUGGAUGGACGUAUGUGAAUCAAAUCAAGCAUCAGAGACCCGAAAGAUCAAAAACAAUGGAAGAAUUCAUCGGGACGUUAAUUCAAGGUACAAAUCACCUACACCACGGCGUUUUCCAUCUCCAAACACGAAAACAACAGUCACAACUUCAACGUCAGCGCCGAUUUCAAAGAGAGCUGUAUCCGCCGGACGAAGACAACCGCCAGCGGCAGCAACACCACCGUCGCCGCCGUCCCCCUCCACCCCAGUUCACGAUUCAUCUAUUUACACCGAACUCGGCGCUAGAAAAGCGAGUGGUAGUAGUAAAUUGCCGGAGUCGUUAUGGCCUUCAAGAAUGCGAAGUCUCAAUGUUGCUUUUCAAUCAACAGCUUUUUCAAUGCCGAUUAGUAAGAAAGAGAAGCCUCCCCCACAAGCCAUGUUUGAUCGGACAUUGAAGCCUUCGUCAAAUGUCGGCCAUAAACCGACUGUAACACCACCAUCACCACCACCGACAUACCGGAAAGCUACGCCGGAGAGAAAUAGAAGUCCUCUCAAAGGCAAAAACACCAUCGAUCACUUAGAAAAUUCUAAACCUUUCGAUCGAUUUGAUCACCAUAGAUGGCCUAACAGAACCGGGUCUUCUAAUGUUUUAACCAAAAACAUCGACCCACCCGAUCAUGAACCCGUAACUCCAAAAUCCACAAACGGAAAUUCAAGAAAACCAUCGUCGCUUUCUUAUAAUCCACACAGAAUAGCCAAUCUUUUUUCCGAAAAAAACGCAAUUCGAUCUCCAUCACCAAUUAAGUCAUCUGGUAUUAUUAUUUCACGAGGUGUCAGUCCAUCGCGAACAAGGGUUUUAAUUUCUCCACCACCUCCACCACCCGCCGCCGCUAGAGGCGCCAGUCCUAGUCGCGGCGUGUCGUCAUCUACUCCUACUCCUUCCACCCAAUUACGCAAUUCGAAUACAGUUUCUGUUCUCACAUUUAUCGCCGACAUUAAAAAGGGGAAAAAAGUUGCGAAUCGCAUAGAAGACGCUCAUAAUCUACGCCUACUUUAUAACCGGCAAGUCCAGUGGCGUUUCGUAAACGCCGGCGCAGAAGCCACCUUAAAUUCUCAGAAACUAACGGCUGAGAGAUCUUUACUUAAUGCACAGAGAACAACGUCACGACUUCAAGAUUCAGUAACUGCAAAGAGGGUUAACAUCAACCAGAUGAAACUGCAGUUAAAGCUUUACUUGAUUUUAAUGACUCAAACUGGUUACUUAAACCAAUGGUGUUCAAUUGAAAGAGACCAUAAUUUUGCAUUACAUGGUGCUAUCGAAGAUCUAAAAGCAAGUACUUUACGCCUUCCUGUUACUGGAUGGGCAACGGCAAAUAUACAAAGUGUGAAGUCGGCGGUUUAUUCAGCUAUUCAAGUAAUGCAGUCGAUUGGAUCCUCUUUACAAUCUACACUAUCAAGAUUGGAGGGGACAAAUUGGGUGGUUUCUGAACUUGCAACUGUAGCAUCACAAGAAAGAGCUCUUCUUGAUCAAUGUGAAGCUUUAUUGACUUGUGCAUCUUCUCUACAGGUAGAGGAAUACACCCUUAGGACACAUCUCAUACAGUUGAAACAAGAUUUGAAGAGUCUAUGAUUUCGCCCAUAAAUGACUCCAUCCACAUUCUACACUAACUUCACUUUAUAUUCUUAAGAAAAAAAGAACAUACGUCAGCGACAACAUAUGGUGUGUUGAUAUAGUGUGUGUACAGUUUUCUUUUGUGUGUGUGAGAGAGUGCUUCUUUUUCUCCCAUCACUUUAGGAGAGGUGUUGGGGUAAUUAUAGCAAAAAAAUGUAACCGGUUAAUGUAUCCAUAUCAAUGGCAAUGCAAUGGUUCUAGCUUUAUUCAUUCUUAUUAUUGUAAUUUUUAGCAUCAUUACUUGAAAAGAAAUGAAAAAGUAAAAAGCAAUUAAUUAC